This is a messenger RNA of Monopterus albus (swamp eel), 1999 nucleotides long. Its product is annotated as E3 ubiquitin-protein ligase TRIM21-like. Bases 14 to 1768 code for a protein of 584 amino acids. The transcript has 13 exons. The record is from RefSeq and is a predicted model, not a curated record. Lineage: Eukaryota; Metazoa; Chordata; Actinopteri; Synbranchiformes; Synbranchidae. Gene Ontology annotation, molecular function: protein binding.
CACGCCGAAAGGGAUGGGGAUAUCUCAGAAUGAACAAUACAAACUGACCAGUUACCUUCCUCCAUUUACCUUCAUGGGACCUUCAAUCCAACUAGAAGAUAUCUUCGGGAGGUCUACAAAUACUGAGAUAAACUCUUUAUCAGACACAAGACUCCAGGUUUGCCCCAAAACGAUGAACUACCGGGACCUGACAACUCACCAGGGAAUGGUCAAGAAAGAGAACGGGCCUGUGUUUCCAAACCCCAUCACCCAAAUGAAUCUUGCAGCCAUCUUCUUUUACCCUGCAGUCAAUCAACAGCAAUCUGUACAAAUGGAUCCAAACCUGGGCACAGCUCAUCGAGCACUUGAAUUCAACACUGACUCACAGGAUGACUCCAUGUCUCUGGAUUCUUUCAGUCUUCUUGGCAAUGCACUGCCAGCAGUCAAACCAAAACCUGAACCCUCGAACAUCUCUUUACCUACCUUGAUGCCAGCGACUCACACUCUCCCCACUCAAAUGAAUCCUGCAGCUGCAGAGGCCACAGGGAGCGAGACAAUCAAAUCAUUCUUUCAGACUCCACAGCGUUCUCAUCAAACCACCACCAACUUGGAUAAAACUCGUCGAGCACUUGAUUUCUCCACUGGUGUCAAGCAGGUGGAGGAACGGAUCUGGGCGAGUCCAACAACCAUAGCUCUGGAAACAGAUGUUUCUUCCCAAGACAAAGAAAAGGAGAAAGAACAAGAGGCUCACAAACUACAAAAGAUAAGACAAGCUAGUCUAAGGGCUGAGUUACAGCAGAAAAUUCAAAUCAGACAACGCAAGGUGAAUGAAGUCAAUUCAUCUGUUAAAGCUUGCAAGGGCAGUUUGGAUGCUGAGUGGGUGGAGAUCAACAGUGUGUUCUCAGAGGUGAUAAAAGUUGUAGAGGAUGCUCGACAGAAGGCCCUUCAACCUCUGGAGGACAGGAGACGGAAAGUGAAGAAAGAAGCACAAGAUCUGGUCCGGAGCCUGGAAGGAGAAAUUGGUCAACUUAAAAAGGCCAUUGACGAGUUAGACAAAAACCCAGACUUGCAGGUCUGCCCUCCAACUGGCCUGGAUGAAUCUAAAGACUGGACAAAUCUGAGUGUUGACACUUCCUUUUCCUUCGGAACCAUAAGAACUACAGUGUCAGCCAUGAUGGAACAAAUUCACCAGAAACUGGAUCAGCUAUCUCCAGUUGAACACAAGAGGAUUCCCAAGUUUGCAGCGGAUGUAAAGCUGGACCCACUGACUGCUCAUCAGUGCCUUGUUCUUUCUGUUGAUGGGAAAGAAGUGAGAGAUAGAGGAAAGAACCAGAACGUUCCCGAUGCUCCAGAAAGGUUUGACAUGUAUGGCAGCGUCCUGGGGCUCAACAGCUUGACCUCUGGGAAGUCUUACUGGGAGGUGGAGGUCAGCAACAAGACCGGGUGGGAUCUAGGCGUGACAAGAGGUGAUGCAAACCGCAAGGGGAAACUCUCACUGAAUCCAGAUAAUGGUUACUGGGUUACUGUUCAUUUUAAAGACAGUGAGUACGCAGCCCUGACAUCACCGCCGCUCAGCCUUUCCCUGAAAGAGAAACCUCAGAAGGUGGGAGUGUUUGUGGAUUACGAGGAAGGUCUUGUGUCCUUCUACAGUGUGACGGCUCAGUCUCAUAUCUACUCGUUUACUGAGUGCUCAUUCAGGGGUGAGAUCUUCCCAUAUUUCAGUCCACAUCUUGAACAAAAUGGGAAAAACUCACAUCCUCUGAUUAUCUCCACUGUGGGAAACCAGUAGUGGAUCCAUGAAGUGUACUCUUAGAGCUGUAAUACAGCAUGACAUACUAUGAGUUCCAAAGAGCUGGAGUGCAGCAGUAUAAUAUAUAUGUUCCAUGAUGUAUAAUACAGAUUGUAUAUGGUUUUAUGUAAGUACUAUAAGCAGUGCUGACUUUCUAAAUAUUUCCAUUAAAGAGAUUGUUACAGGUUUCAAUUUAAAAUGUAAAUAAGAGCCAAUAAGAAACCAAAGAAA